Annulohypoxylon maeteangense is the source of this 3049-nucleotide messenger RNA. RefSeq lists its product as uncharacterized. Bases 244 to 2892 code for a protein of 882 amino acids. The transcript has 2 exons. NCBI's taxonomy places the organism in Eukaryota, Fungi, Ascomycota, Sordariomycetes, Xylariales, Hypoxylaceae. Gene Ontology annotation, cellular component: nucleus. The record is from RefSeq and is a predicted model, not a curated record. Gene Ontology annotation, biological process: transcription elongation by RNA polymerase II; regulation of mRNA 3'-end processing; transcription antitermination. Gene Ontology annotation, molecular function: RNA polymerase II transcription regulatory region sequence-specific DNA binding.
AAGUUCAGGUUUCAUUAGGUGUUAAAAGUGCUUGGGACCGUAUUUUGGUCAUUUCGCCUUUGCCUUCGGGUCAUAUCAUAGACCAAUCCAGCUUUGUAGAAGACGUGAUUACCUUGCCAAUUUUCCAAAAAUCGCGGCGCAGCGUAGACAAAUCUCCGUCAAUACUGAGCAACUGAAUACCUGUUCAAACGCCCCUUUACUUAAGUUCCAUAUAUCCCGUCCGAGGUUUACCGAUCCCUCGCGAUGUCUGAGCACGAACCACGUCGAUCCGUGCGAGCUACCAAGGGUCAGCACACGAAAGCCUUCGAUCAACUCGAGAACGGACCCGAACCGAAGCGAAAACAGACUAAGAAGGGAGGCAAGAAAGUAGAGAAAGAUGAGAAGCAAGACGAAGAAGAGAUCAUUCGAUGUAUCUGCGGUGCCACGACGCAAGACGACGACGCUAAUGAAGCCUGGAUUGCUUGCGAUCAAUGUGGUGCCUGGCAGCAUAAUGUAUGUAUGGGGUUGAGCAUCUUUACAGAAGAUUUACCGAAGGAAUACUACUGCGAAGAAUGUAAGCCCGUCGACCACAAGAUCACGCUUGACGCCAUAAAGAAGGGAGAGAAGCCAUGGGAAGAUCGUCAGCGCAAGCGUCAGGAGGAGGAAGAGAAGAAGCGCAAGAAAGGCGGCAGAAAGACUAAGGGCAAGAGAACAAGCGACACGAAGGACCGCGCAUCGCCGAGUGCUAUUUCUACUACUACUACUACUGCUGCUGCUGCUCCUACUUCUACUACUGCUACGAACGCAAAAGCGAAGCCAUCCCCAACGCCCGACGUUAAGAAGGAAGGCAGUGUCGCCGAAUCUGAGCCGGUCGUAAAGGGCAAACGUAAGUCCCGCGAUCAUUCCCAAGGACCACAAGCCAAGCAUCGCAAAGUUGCAGCAGAGCCGACCCAGGCAGGCCCUUCGGUGCCUAAAUACACUCCCCCGAGCGAUCUACCGGACAGCAUCCAGAAGUUGGAAGGUCCUCGAAGACAAGCAGCACAAGGCCUACAGAAGUCACUUGACGCUGCCAUCGAUCUCGCCGAGAAGAAAAAGCUCUACUCUAUACCCCAAGGCUCUUCCAAGAAGAUCGUCACCGAGCGUCUAGCUAUUGAGAUCGAGCGUGCUUUCCUUGAUACCCACCCAAAUACUUCACACAAUGCCUCGCAGCUUCGUACACUUAUGUUUAGCCUGAAGAAUAAUGUUGAGCUUGCGGCUCAAGUGUUACAGAGGGCAUUGCCACCCCCCUCGUUUGUGGUCAUGACUGGCGAUGAACUAGCAACUAAGGAGCAACAACGCGAGACUGCCGAGAUGAAAGCUCGCGCAGAGAAGCAAUCUAUCUUAAUUACGGACGAUGGACCACGAGUCCGACGAACUCAUAAGGGUGAAGAGUUGGUAGAGCAAGAGAACUUUGCAGUCGAAGCUGAGGAUGCGUCCCACAUUCGCCGACAAGGCCCUAGAGAGGCAAGCGAAACGGGCAACGCGAACAGCGAACCUACUUCAUCAUCUGCCGACAAGGUGCCAUCGUCCACCAACGCUAGUAGGUCCAACUCGACAAGCGGUCCUCUCCGAAUCGAGACUCAACCCCAGCACUCGCCUAAGAGGCCUGACUUCGAUAUUGGCAAGGUCUUUUCUAGCGUACGUUCACCUUCAGCUACGCACCAAAGACGAGCCUCUGCCCAGGUUCAGCCAGCUGGUCCGGUCGACGAUCCUGAAGUAGAUCGAUUGCUCCAAGAAGACGGAACAGAUUCGCCACCGUAUUCUCCCUCUGAGAAUAUUGACCCCGAAGUUGUCUGGCGUGGUCCCUUAGUCAUGACCAAUGUGGGCGAAGUCGAUGUUGUAGCAAAGUAUGCUGGUGGAGCCGAUCUUAGCAAGGUUAGAAACGUCGCAUGGAAGGACCUUAUACCCCCUCUGCUCAUGGUUGCCGGUCGAAUAACCGAAGAGAAGGCUAUUCCUUACCUAUGCGGCAUGAGGUAUAACAACCAGGUUGACUUAGUAAUUACUAGUCUCACCCCAAGCCAUCCAGCAGAUUCCAAUGCGCGCCAGCAGUUUCAGAAGAUAAUCGAUUAUUUUCAAUCGAAGAAGCGAUAUGGAGUUGUCAAUGAAAAGAAGCUUGGCAAUGUUAGAGACACGUACUUGGUGCCCGUGGCAGAAGGUGAUGGCCCAAUUCCCGAGCCGGUACAGAACAUCGAUGGCCAUAUGGUUCCGCUGAAGCGUUCGGAGCCCAUGCUCUUGAUGAUAUUCGUUUAUCGGGACGAGAAGCACUUCCAAAUCCCGCUCGAUCAGCAACGAUCUGAAUUGCAGAAAGCUGCUUCGGUAGCAUCACCAUCUCAAGGAACCCCGACUCCCUUUCAGUCGAGACAAUCCAUGUCGGGUCCGACAUGGUCGCCCGCAACUCCACAAGGAUCAUUCGGCAGCCAGAGUGCAGCACCGCCCCACUAUAACCAGACGCCAGUUCCACCGCCAAAGAUUCCAGGUCAGUCGGUGAUGCCAACACAGCGCCCGGCUCCAGCACUUCCAAUGCAGGUGACGCAGGAUCCCAUGGUGCCCGCUUUACGAGCUGCGCAAGCCGAGGGCGAGACGAAGGCCAAAGAAGUUCUUGGUGAGCUUUUCGAUAGUCCCAUUGUCUCAUUCCUGCUCCCUCAUGCCGCACGUAUGAAGGAAGGUGAAUGGACAGCUGUCCGCCGAGCUCUAGAACGAGAUAGCAGAGCCCGUAACGACUUGCAGCUUCUGAGCAAACUCCUUACUGAGGAUGGUAACAACGUUCGCAAGCCAGGUCCUCAAGCGAACACAGCACCGUCUGGUCUUGUCCAGACUACUCUCGCUGCUGCGACGAAUGAAAGUUCGGCACCAGCGGCUCAACCCAAAACUUGAUUCUCUGAUUCCUCAAUCGCAGAGAUCAUUUUGUUUAGCUAGCAAUUCCAACGGUAGGGACUGGAAUUUUGGUACUGGUCCACACAACGAAGUUUUGAAACAGGUUCAAUUCAUACUCGGUUCCAUUGAGCUAGCAUGGAACACUUACAUGAUUGGU